UUAAAUGAAAAAGGGGAGUAUUGUAUCUGAAGCUUCCUACACAGGAGAUCUGCAGAAAACUCUUAUGGAGGUCCUCAGUUACUGCCAGGCCAUGUAUGAUGCCAUUCAGAAACUGGAUAAAAAGUUUGACCUGCUUCAUCGAAAGGUUUCUGAAAUGCAGCAUACUCGUGUGAAGCCACUGUUGCUCAAACCUAGACCAGUUGGCUUUGCAUACAGAAGUUCCAGUCACUUGCCCCAAGGAAAAAUUGGAGUACAAAAAUCGAUGGAAAGGGAAUCAAGCCUUCAUCUCUCUUCACCAGGACAGGGAAGGCAUAGCCCAGUCAUAAGGGUUGCCCUACAAAAGGGCCACGUUCAGGUCAACUCCACAAUAAAACGCGUUCAACAGACUCUUCAACUUGAGUCACAGCAGCCUGUUCUUAGGCAGAGCCCACCACUCCCCACUAUAGUUUCUACUCAUUCAUUGCAUUCGCCAUACACAGCAACUAACGGGAUCCCUGACCUUCCUCCACGAUCAAAUCUUGCAGCUACAGUUGUGGAAAGCACUGUCAACAUUGCCUCUUCACCAGUGGCAUCGUCAGUGAUGCCACCAUCUUCUGAGACCAGUUUGGGAAAUAAUGCUGUGCUAGUAAACUACAGAAAUGCAUCUGGGAAUGUGAAUAUUAGUAAAGAGCUGCCGUCUUCUUCAGUCUCAAUCAAUCCUAGCCUUGAGUAUGUUGGUGACCCAUUGAGAAAUGUAAAAGUUCUUGGAAACUAUUUGAUGAAAGCUCGGCAAAAGACUAAACCAAAGUAUGCAGCACGCUACUUGGUCCGUGUCUUGUUCCCCAAGGAAACAUUACUGUGUAGCAUUAUGGGAGUGAGCGCACGAGGGCGCAGAACGUUAGACCCUAACAAAAUCGCUGCAAUAAGAGAAUUUCUUGCAGCUAACUUUCCGAACUAUGAUUUGAGUGAAUAUGGAAAAGACUGGAAGACCUGUAUCACAAAUGUUAAUGCUAUGAUCCGCUGUUUACGCUCGGAAACAAAAAUAAACUCAGAGACAGCUGAAGGGGAAGAAAAAUCGGCUGACACUCCAGAUACGUCUUUUUGUGUAGAUUUGAAUUGUAGUGAGGAAAGCGAAGGCAAUUCUCAAAACUCUCAGAAAAUGACCACCACUGACAGACUACAGAAUUCGGGAUGGGAUAAAUUUCCAGAAGCUUUUGUAGCACCUUCAGCCAAGAAGCUCCAGUCUUUGGAACCUAUGGAACUUCUCGGGAGUCCUUGGCGCAAUGUUCAGUUGCCUUUCUCAGUCAUCUAUGUAGCUAAGGGGAAGUCUCGGCCGGAGUUAUCGGCUCGCUACCUAAUUCGUCAUCUCUUCACGGAAGAUGUCCUGGUGAAAAGCAAUGUAUAUGGUAAUCUUGAACGUGGCAUGAGUCCCCUGGACUGCAACAGAAUUAAUGCUCUCAGAGACUUUCUUCAAGAGAACUACCCAUCCUUUGAUCUGAAGGAAACUGGAUACGAUUGGAAGGCAUGCGUGGCUGCCAUAAACAGCACAAUCCGCAGUCUCAGACAUGACCUUAAAAAGGCUACGGUUGGAAUGCGCAGGAGACUGUUAGCAAUGCCACCACCAAGCAAAAAGAGUCCUCCACAGAGUCCCAUUUCAAUAAAGGCAUAUGAAAGUGACACUAUCAAUCUCACAGACUGAAGUCCGCCAACAGCUGUCUCAAAUCUUAAUUUAGUAGGCUUUUAUAAAUCCCGCACAGAAGCCUAUUACAUUGAGUUAUCAGCAGCACUAAAUAGUAUAUUUCAGGAGACCAAAGUUGUCAGAAGACCUAGGAACCCUAGCUACUUGUGUAAGUAGGCUUUGUGCUCCCCAAAGAGAUGACAUCUGCUGUUCCCUCUAGUGUUUGUGACGUGCUCUCCUCCGAAGGCACCUUCUUUUCAAGAUUCAUUGACUCUGAAAGAAUAAUUUGAUUACAGAAGACGCACUGCACGUCAAGUCAGCAGAAGCAGAUGGGAAUGGGGAGAGAAGGGAUGCUCCUCCUUGGAGGAAGAUUCAUAGCCGGUUAAGAGCAUCUCGUUAUGUGUGGGGAGGGAGAUUUGAUACAACAGCUGGGUAUUUUAACCCAUAAUACCUAAUGCAGAAAGGAAAAUACAAUUGUUAUUGCAUCUAGCUAAUUUGACAUAUAUAUAUCUCACUUUUUUUCCCUUCCUAUAGCAGUCUUUUUUUGUAGGGUAAGGAAAGAGGCAGACAACAACGUAAGUACAGUUGUUGGUAAGUAAUGUUUUCUUCCCUCUAAUUUAGAUCUGGUUUGCAAAAUCACAAAAGCACCUAGAACAAACAUCCCAAUACUUAGUUCUGUUUGUUCUUGAUGUGAAUUUAAUGAAAAUAUAUCUUCAAGGGCAUAGUCCACUGUUCAGUGGCAUGUAUCUAUCUCAUGUCUGAUGUCCACAAAGUGCAAAUCUGCUGCAACUCUUUUAUCUAGAGGAUUUGGAUACAGAUUUAAAGAAUCGUUUCCAUCAGCUUCAAGUCAUUGGUCCUCCAAUUAAGAUUGUAGAGACACAUAUUCUACUGCUUGUAUGCAGUCAGAGAUUACCAGCAUCAAUGGUACAUCUUCUCCAGCUCAUGAUCGUAGCUUUUAGUAUACAGGUCUGCAGCUGCUUGUGUACAAGGCUAGGCAUAUUACUUUGGUGUCUCUUCAGGUUUCAUUUUUGAAGACAUGUCAUCCUGUCCUGGUUAACUUAAUCACUGCACAUCUCUCAGAGUUUAUCCCUGUCUUCCCCUUUCUUUAUGCUUACACAACACUAAGAUUUAUUAAUGGGCUGAAUUACAACCAAAAAAACCCCUCAUUUUGGAAAUUACUGGGAUGUGAGAAUAAUAAAAAUAAGUUAAUAGAAAUUAAUACCUAUGUAUACUCAAUUUAAUGUCCCCCUCAAUUUAGUUUAUAAAUUGAAAUUCAGCAGCAGCAGUUUUACAGAAGUUAAGGGUUUUUUCUUUUGUUUUUUCAAUAGAGAAAAUAAUCUAUAUAUGCCUUCCUGUUGCUUCUUUCUCCCAGCAUCAGUCACACAGUCCUAUCACUUUUUACAGGUUGGCUAGUUGGUGCGUGAACUUGCCCUGCCAUUUGCAUCAUCUCUGAGUUUAGUCUCAGAUGUCCAUAUUUUUCACAGAAAAAUAGCUCUUCAGAAGACUGACACAAUAAGGAAUCAGCUUCACCUCUGAAAGCUGUUUUAACUGUGGCUUCCAAAACUAUGCGUGUGUACAUAGUAUGAUUUAACUAGAUCUGUCCUCUAAGGCGAAGGUUUCUUUUUGUUGUUGUUGUUGUUGUUGUUUUUAUUAAGAGUAGGAUAAAAUAGGAGUGAAAUUACUUGUUUUCACUUUAACUUCUAUCCAUAACAAAUGGGCAGUGUUUAUUAUAUACAUGAGAGGAUCACAAUACAGUUUUUUUUAUUGCAAGUUAGGAUAUGCAAUGUCCUUAUCAAAUAAGAAAUUAAUAUUUCCCCUAUCAGCUCCUUCUUGCCAUGCAGAUAUUUUUUGUAGACUUUAAGAAGUAGUUUCAACUGAUUAAUUCUCAGAGAAAUGUUGUACUGCUGUUGGUCAGUAACAUAUGAAAUUUGGUGGUUCUUGUUUACUACCAACAAAUUCUGCUGUUACUGUUAUAUACAGUCUGUCUUGUAAAUGCCGAUAGUUUUAUAUUGUGUGUAGAUAUUACUAGUUUGAAACCUCAGAAGAAGCCAAAAAUGCUUAUAUUUUUUCAGUAGUUAUAUGAAAUUUUUUCCACUGUCAUUCAUAGAUUUUAAUAAUAGAAUGAUAUAUUUAUUGAAUAACCUGUCUGGCACUGAAAUUUGUUAAUGUGGUGCAUACCUCUAGCUUCCAUAUUGAAAAGAGAGCUGAAUAAUUGAA
Molecule: messenger RNA, 3874 nt
Organism: Struthio camelus australis
Lineage: Eukaryota; Metazoa; Chordata; Aves; Struthioniformes; Struthionidae
Source: RefSeq, a predicted model, not a curated record